Salvia miltiorrhiza (redroot sage) is the source of this 519-nucleotide messenger RNA. RefSeq lists its product as uncharacterized. The record is from RefSeq and is a predicted model, not a curated record. The transcript has a single exon. Bases 1 to 519 code for a protein of 172 amino acids. NCBI's taxonomy places the organism in Eukaryota, Viridiplantae, Streptophyta, Magnoliopsida, Lamiales, Lamiaceae.
AUGGACACUAGGAACGCGGAGACGCCGACGACCUUUAAUAAAGAGAUGAUCGCGAAGGUUUGGGAUACACCUGCUCCUCAGAAAGCAAGAGUGACAGCAUGGAGGAUCUUGAGGAAUAGAUUGCCAAUAUGCGACAACUUGCGGAAGAGGAACAUACCGAUGGUUGAUGAGGAGAUUAUGUGCAAUAUGUGUUUCCACCAAAUCGAAACGACAAACCAUCUGUUUCUUCUAUGUCCGAAGACUGGAGUGGUGUGGGACGAAAUCCAGAGAUGGCUAGGAGUUAGCGCUGCGCGGCCUCAUUGCGCCGUUUCACAUCUUGAUUUUUUUGCACAUCUAGGCAGAGGGAAGAAAAGCCAAAAAUUCUUAACAGCGCUGUGGAUUUGCAUCAUUUGGCUUCUCUGGAAGCGACGCAACGAAAGUAGAUUUGAAGGUAAAGCUUGGGACAUUAAGAAUACGAUAUACGAUUGGGGAUGUGAAAGCAAGAAUGUGGAGCUGGAACAAAACUUUCAGGCAGCUUGA